Messenger RNA from Gracilinanus agilis (Agile Gracile Mouse Opossum), 942 nucleotides. RefSeq names its product olfactory receptor 6C75. Lineage: Eukaryota; Metazoa; Chordata; Mammalia; Didelphimorphia; Didelphidae. Gene Ontology annotation, molecular function: olfactory receptor activity; G protein-coupled receptor activity. The record is from RefSeq and is a predicted model, not a curated record. The transcript has a single exon. Gene Ontology annotation, cellular component: membrane. The coding region runs from base 4 to 942 and encodes 312 amino acids. Gene Ontology annotation, biological process: G protein-coupled receptor signaling pathway.
AAAAUGAUAAACCACACAUCAGUUACAGAGUUCAUACUGCUGGGAUUGACAGAUGAUCCACAGUGGCAGAUGGUACUUCUCGUCUUCCUCCUACUUACCUACAUGUUGAGUGUAACUGGAAACCUAACCAUCAUCACCCUUACCCUGCUGGACUCCCACCUACAGACUCCUAUGUACUUCUUCCUCCGAAAUUUUUCCUUUUUAGAAAUUUCAUUCACAUCUGUUUGUAUUCCUAGAUUCCUAGUAACUGUUGUGACAGGAGAUAAGACCAUUUCCUAUAAUGGUUGUGUGGCUCAGUUAUUCUUUUUCAUCUUCUUAGGAGUGACAGAAUUUUACCUUCUUGCUGCCAUGUCCUAUGACCGCUAUGUUGCCAUCUGCAAGCCACUGCAUUACACAACCAUCAUGAGCAGUAAAGUCUGUACACUGCUUGUCUUUAGUUCUUGGCUGGCUGGGUUCCUGAUCAUCUUUCCACCUAUCCUCCUGCUGCUACAGUUGGAUUUCUGUGCAUCUAAUGUCAUUAAUCAUUUCAUUUGUGACUCCUCUCCCAUUCUGCAGCUCUCAUGCUCAAAUACUCAUUUCCUUGAACUGAUGGCAUUUUUUUUAGCUGUGGUGACCCUUAUGGUCACCUUGACAUUGGUGGUACUUUCUUAUACAUACAUAAUUAGGACAAUUCUGAAAAUCCCUUCUGCAAGUCAGAGAAAAAAAGCCUUUUCUACUUGUUCCUCCCACAUGAUUGUUGUCUCCCUUUCUUAUGGCAGCUGCAUUUUCAUGUACAUUAAACCCUCUGCAAGGGAAAGAGUAUCUUUGAGCAAAGGAGUGGCUGUACUCAACACCUCAGUUGCCCCCUUGUUAAAUCCCUUCAUUUAUACCCUAAGGAACCAGCAAGUGAAACAAGCCUUCAAGAAUAUGAUUCGAAAGAUUAUUUUUUCUUUAAAUAAGUAA